Hansenula ciferrii is the source of this 2322-nucleotide messenger RNA. RefSeq names its product putative mannosidase MNL2 (gene MNL2). Gene Ontology annotation, cellular component: endoplasmic reticulum; Golgi membrane. The transcript has a single exon. The coding region runs from base 1 to 2322 and encodes 773 amino acids. Gene Ontology annotation, biological process: N-glycan processing; carbohydrate metabolic process. Lineage: Eukaryota; Fungi; Ascomycota; Saccharomycetes; Phaffomycetales; Wickerhamomycetaceae. Gene Ontology annotation, molecular function: mannosyl-oligosaccharide 1,2-alpha-mannosidase activity; calcium ion binding. The record is from RefSeq and is a predicted model, not a curated record.
AUGUCAACGCUUCUCAAUAUCUCAUACUUGAGCUAUCGCUUCAGGAAAAUUAGGUUUUUUUUGCUCAUAGCAAUCACUUUAGUUGGACUUUUCUACUACACAUUCCUAAAUGAAGAAUAUGAAUUGAAUCAACAUGCUGAUGAAGAUACUUUACCUAGAAUCAUCAAUGAACAUGGUGAACAAUCCACAAUGGAUUUGAUGCAUGAUGAUACUCAUAGAGAUAAUUUGAAUGAUCCAAAAGUAUUGAAACAAAAAAACAAAUAUUUCCCUAUCCUUGAAGUGGAAGAAUCUGAAGGAAGACGUGAAAAAUCUUUAUUACCUGAUGAAUAUUUCUAUAAUCAAAAGGAAACAAACUUGAGGAAGAAUAAAAAACAUUGGUUAUAUCCAAUUGGUAAGGAAAACUUGAUCAAAUUACCUAAAUUAACUAAAAAAGAUGAUUAUCCAGGUGUUCAAUCAACAUAUUUUAAUGAUGGUGGAUUAAAAGAUGAAUUAAAAUUAUCUAAAAUUAAAGAAACUUUCAUGAAAUCAUGGAAACUUUAUAAAGAACAUGGUUAUGGACAUGAUGAAGUCCGUCCAAUAUCACAUAAGAAAAUAGAUCCUUUUAAUGGUUGGUCUUCCACAAUUGUUGAUGCAUUAGAUUCAUUAUGGAUUAUUGAUGAAAAACAAGAAUUUGAAGAAGCUAUAAAUUUCCUUAAAACUGUUAAUUUUAAACAAUCAUUUCGAAAUAAUAUCCCAAUUUUUGAAAAUAUAAUUCGUGUUCUUGGUGGGUUAAUAAGUGGUUAUGAUUUAAGUAAAGAAGAAAGUUUAUUAAAUCAUGCCGUGGAAUUUGCUGAUUUCUUAAUUGAAGCAUUUGAUACACCAAAUCAUAUGCCAAUGCUUUAUUAUAAAUGGCAAGCUGAUUUAACUAAUAAAUUUGCUUCAAGACAAGCUUGUUUAGCUGAAGUUGGUUCACUUUCAUUGGAAUUUUCAAGAUUAACUCAAUUAACUAAUGAUCAUAAAUAUUAUGAUGCUGUAGCAAGAAUAACUCAAUUUUUUGAAAAUUCAAUAGAUAAGUUCUUUAUGAAAGGUUUAGUUCCAAAUAAAAUUGAUAUAUCAGGCUGUAAACUAUUAAACAAUGAAGAUAUUGAAAAAGGUUUACAUUUAAAUAAUCCAAAUGUUAUAAAAUCUAUUUUUGAAAAUUCUUUUGUUUAUUGUCUUAUGAAUCAGCACUUCACAACAAGACAAGCCAAACAAGAGUUUUCACUUGGUGGUCUUGGUGAUUCUUAUUAUGAAUAUAUGCCUAAAAUGUAUCAUUUACUUCGUGGUGAUCCAAAACAUGCAAAAGUCUACAAAGAUUUAUACCUAAGAGCACUUGAUGAUAUUAAAGAAUAUAUGUUAUUCCAACCAAAAAUUCCAAAUGGUGAAGAUUUAUUAUUUUCAAGUUCUAUAUCAGUUUUCCAAAAAGAUGGUCGUUAUUUUGUUGAACAACAAAAUGAUAUGCAACAUUUAACUUGUUUUGCAGGUGGUAUGUUUGCCCUUGGUUCCAGAUUAUUUGGACGUCCUGAUGAUUUGAAAAUUGCAGAAAAAUUAACAAUGGGUUGUGUUCAUUUAUAUAAAGAGUUACAAAUCAUGCCUGAAAAAAUUCAUGUUGGAAGAAUGAAAUCAAAAGAUGAUUUAUUUGAUAUGGAUAAAAGAUUGGAUAAAAUUUGGUUUCAAUCAAGAGAUGAUUCACCAACUGGUGAUGUUAGAGAAUUAACAAAACCAGAAGUUGAUAAAAUAAAAGCCAAAAUAAUAUCUUCACAACCACAACAACAAAAAUCUAAUACUAAUCCAUCUGAAAAAGUUGAUAAAAGAGCAACUAUAAAAAACGAUCAAGAUUCUCAUAAAGAAGACCCAUUGUAUACAAUAAUGUCACCAAAUCCUGAUUAUUUCCCAAAAAUAGAAGUCAUAGGUGAAGAUCAUUACAUUUGGUCAGUGGGUGAUACUCAUAAUCAACCAUAUUGGGUUAAUGAUAUGGAUCCAACUUAUAACUUAAGACCAGAAGCUAUAGAAUCUGUAUUCUAUAUGUAUAGGAUCACUGGUGAUUCUAAAUGGAGAGAUUAUGGAUGGAUGAUGUUUGAAAAUAUUGUUAAGAAUUGUAAGAAUGAAGAUGGUGAAUUUGCAUCAAUAAGAGACAUUACUAUUGAAGGUAACGUUGUUUCAAAAUUUAAAGAUAGAUUAGAAAGUUUUUGGUUUAGUGAAACUUUAAAAUAUUUUUAUUUAUUAUUUGAUGAUGUUCAAAAUUUGAAUUUAGAUGAAUAUGUCCUUAAUACUGAAGCUCACCCUUUCAAAUUAGUGAACUAG